UACAUCAGACGGGAUAGUAACGGCCUGAUUAACGUUCAUCACGUUAGCUAAUUAAUUAAAAUUGGAAGUUACAGACUCGAGGAGCUUACUUUCUCGAUAUUUCGAACAGAGGGACGUAUUUUGAAUCUGAGAUACUUUGAAGUCUCGUUUGGAGUACCUUCAGUUGGAGCGUGAUGGAGGAGACGACACUGCCGACGACGUUCUCGUCUUCUAGCGAGCUGAAUGAAACUUCGACGGAGGACGAUAUGGUGCAGCAGUGGUUGGAAAAUGAGGCGAUUUCGGGUUUUCGCGUCUGGCAGCUCGCCGGCAUCAUUCUCUCCGUUCUGCUGAGCAUCAUCGUCGGGCUGUGCUGCUGUAUUCGGUUUCGCGUCCCCAGAACGAAGCAGGAGAUCGAGGCGGACUACAUUCGCAAGAGGAUCACCAGGAGCUUCCGGAAUGAGUUGUCGAAGAUCAACAACACCGAGAUGGAUGAGAUGGAUCUGCGGAAAGCUCUGGACAGAAUCCGUAACGAGUACGAGGGGGACACGUCCGCAAUAGCGGAGGAGUGCGCGGAAAUGGCGCAGCAGAGCGCGGCCCGACAGGGCUUUCGAUCCAGAUUUAACGCCGUGUUCGGCGGGACGCGUGUGCGUUUCAGCCAACGCGGGCACGCGGAAUCGAACGUUGUGAUCUAACGGCGGCGGUUCGUCGUCCUGCGAUGUCCUGUGCGCGAGGGGAAUCGAAACAAAACCCUCUCGAAAGACCGCGAGUCUCAUAAAAUUUUUCCUCGUCGCGCAACUUUAGGAAUAUAAAAAAAAUGGAGCAAGAGAAAAUACACGCACCUCCGCAAGAAAGAUGACGCAGGUCAAAGAUUGUUUUUCGAGAGAGAAAAUAAAUUGCGUUUUAAAAUUAAUUAUUUGGAAUUAAACAUAUAUUAACUUGGAGCGGUGAAUUAAUCAAAUUAAAAUGCUCUCCCAUCUAAAAGAUGUAAUGUAUUAACUUUGUUAUAGCGUCAUAUUAAAUCUAAAGCUACUCCUGUUAGGAUUUUUUUUUUCUUGUCUUUAUAAUUUGAAUUUAAUUGUAACAACUUGUAUCACCUUUCCUGAUCGAAGGCCAAUGUAUUCAGAACACAAUAUAAAAUUUAAAAAAUUACGACUUGUGUCACUCGGGGAAUACGACGCACAUUGAAAUCAAGAUAAUAUAAAUAAGAAUUUUUUCUCUUAGACAACGAUACAUAAAGUAUAUAAUGAAAAGUUUCAACAGUCAAGAAGGUUAAGAAUAGACAAAGAAGAGAAGAUACAAGUUCGAUGUCAAUUUACAGGGAAUAAUAACGAGUAAUAAACUGCGUGUGACAACUUUCAUUGACUAAAUAUAAUCUUUAUUUCAUAUAGAUAUAUUUUACACAAAAAUUUAUUUACUUUUAGCAUGCAACAGUGAUCUAUUAGCAACGAAUAGUAAUGCUUUUGAAAGUAACACUUCACGAUGUUGUGUUACAGCGUAUUCUUUUUUCCUCUCUUUCUAUCCUGUCGACAUCGCUAUCGAUUAAAAUUUAAUCAUUAACUUCUUUAUAUCGAUUAAUUAUUUGUACUCUCUCGUUAACCGCGCUUAUCCUAUUAUCGCACAUCGAUUGAUCUUAUUCACCUAUUCAAUAGAAGUCGCUGAAUCUAAUGAUCAUUGACAAUACGGGAGACGAAAAUCGUUAUUAAUAUAAAAUAUAUUAUAGAGAAUAACAAGUCAAAUUUCGUAAAAAAAGAUUGCAAAGUAUAACGUUUUAAAAAAAUAGUUAAGCAAAGUAUCACACUGAUUUCGCGACUAUUUACAAUAUCCUCGCUUCUAUCAUAAAAUGUAAAUCGGCGACGCGUAAAAUCGAGAAAUUAUCUCGAUUGCAACAACAUGAUCCUUUAGUUGAAACAAAAAAAAAAAAA
Monomorium pharaonis (pharaoh ant) is the source of this 1901-nucleotide messenger RNA. RefSeq names its product transmembrane inner ear expressed protein. Lineage: Eukaryota; Metazoa; Arthropoda; Insecta; Hymenoptera; Formicidae. The record is from RefSeq and is a predicted model, not a curated record. The transcript has 2 exons. Bases 174 to 671 code for a protein of 165 amino acids.